CAGUUGCACCGACUACGUCGUUUUAGAAGAAAGUCGAAGAGACUGAAAGGAAACCAAGCAAAGGGAAGAAUACAGCAAUGAAUCCUAUGCUGUGGCACAAAGUAGCUGCAGUCUCUGGAAUGGCUGCUCUUGGGUUGGGCUCAUAUGGUGCCCAUGGCUUUAAACCCCAAAACCCAGUUUACAAAGAGGUUUGGCAAACGGCUUCUCUGUACCAUUUGGUUCACACAGCAGCUCUGCUUGCCGCCCCUCUCACAAAAAAUCCCACUAUUUUUGGAGGCCUUUUAACUACUGGUAUACUCGCAUUCUCGGGGACGUGUUAUACUGUGGCAUUACUCGAAGAUAGGAAGUACAAUAAAUUGGCUCCUUUUGGUGGCGUUGCUUUCAUUGCUGCUUGGGCUAGCUUACUAUUCUAAGAACUCUAACUUCUCUGAGACUUCUCUGAGUCCCUGUACAACUGAAUUUCUCUUCAUCUUAGUGAACAGAUUGUGCUCUUUCCGUGAAUUUGGAACCAUAAAUGCCAAUGUCGGGUUUAUGUUAAAUUGAUGAGUGCGCUCCAGUUCAUUGGUGUUGUCACUACAGGUUGUCUAUUAAUUUGGGUUGUGUUACAAACUCGUAGAAUUUUCAUGUGUAGUGGCAAUGAAAGCCCACAAACUUGAUAUAUAAAUAACUGGACGUUUCUUCUUUUAAUGAGAAGCCAAUGUCAUAUUAAGAGC
Molecule: messenger RNA, 713 nt
Organism: Fragaria vesca subsp. vesca
Lineage: Eukaryota; Viridiplantae; Streptophyta; Magnoliopsida; Rosales; Rosaceae
Product: transmembrane protein 256 homolog
Exons: 5
Coding region: 78-413 (111 amino acids)
Source: RefSeq, a predicted model, not a curated record